This is a messenger RNA of Lacerta agilis (Sand lizard), 2020 nucleotides long. It is a transcript of the gene TAB1, whose product is annotated as TGF-beta activated kinase 1 (MAP3K7) binding protein 1. Gene Ontology annotation, cellular component: cytosol. The transcript is spliced from 11 exons. Gene Ontology annotation, biological process: protein dephosphorylation. Gene Ontology annotation, molecular function: protein serine/threonine phosphatase activity. Lineage: Eukaryota; Metazoa; Chordata; Lepidosauria; Squamata; Lacertidae. The record is from RefSeq and is a predicted model, not a curated record. Bases 87 to 1595 code for a protein of 502 amino acids.
GGUGGACGCUCUCGCCCUUCCUCUCGCCUGCUCCUCCUCUCCCUUGCCAGGGGAAGGGCGGAGGUUGAUGUUGCUUCUGCGUAAAGAUGGCGGCGGCGAGGAGGAGUCUCCUGCAGAGCGAGCAGCAACCAAAUUGGACAGAUGACUUGCCUCUCUGCCAGCUCUCCGGUGUGGGUUCAGCUCCUAACCGUUCCUAUACCACAGAUGGAAAGGGGACAGAAAUUCACCCCUUAGAGGAUAACUGGCUGAAAUUCAGGAGUGAAAAUGACUGCUACCUCUAUGGGGUCUUCAAUGGUUAUGAUGGCAACCGGAUCACCAAUUUUGUGGGGGAAAGACUCUCUGCAGAGCUCAUGUUGGGUCAGCUGAAUGCAGACCAUGAUGAUGCUGAUGUGCGCAGAAUACUGCUGCAGGCUUUUGAUGUGGUGGAAAGGAGUUUCCUGGAGUCCAUUGAUGAUGCACUAGCAGAGAAGGCCAGCCUCCAGUCCCAGCUGCCAGAGGGGGUGCCCCAUCACCAGCUGCCUUCCCAGUACCAGAAAAUCAUGGAACGGUUGAAGGCUGUAGAAAAGGAGAUUUCUGGAGGUGCCAUGGCUAUUGUGGCAGUCAUCCUCAACAACAAGCUCUACAUCGCCAAUGUAGGAACAAACCGGGCACUCUUGUGCAAAUCUACAGUAGACGGGUUGCAAGUGACACAACUCAACAUGGACCACACCACAGAGAAUGACGAUGAGCUCUUCCGCUUUUCGCAGCUGGGUUUGGAUGCAGCAAAAAUAAAACAAGUAGGAACCAUAUGCGGGCAGGAGAGUACCCGGCGCAUCGGGGAUUAUAAAGUCAAAUAUGGCUAUAGUGAUAUUGAACUGCUGAGUGCUGCGAAAUCUAAGCCAAUCAUAGCAGAGCCUGAAAUCCACGGAGGGCACCCACUCGAUGGAGUCACGGGCUUUCUGGUUCUAAUGUCAGAAGGGCUCUACAAAGCUCUGGAAGCAGCUCAUGGGCCUGGGCAAGCCAAUCAGGAGAUUGCAGCCAUGAUUGCCACAGAGUUUGCCAAACAAAGCUCACUGGAUUCCGUGGCUCAAGCAGUCGUGGAUCGAGUGAAGCGCAUUCACUGUGACACAUAUGCCAGUGGUGGGGAACGGUCCAAGUUCUGUGCUCGGCAUGAGGACAUGUCGUUGCUGGUGAGGAAUUUCGGGUACCCGCUGGGUGAGAUGAGCCAGCCCACACUGACUCCGACGCAAGGAGGUCGCGUUUAUCCUGUGUCAGUGCCGUACUCCAGUGCCCAGAACACAAGCAAGACCAGUGUUACGCUAUCCCUUGUCAUGCCAUCCCAGGGACAGAUGGUCAAUGGCGCCCACAGUAGCUCCACGUUGGAUGAAGCCACGCCCACCCUCACAAAUCAAAGCCCAACAGUGACCCUCCAGUCUACCAACACUCACACCCAGAGUAGUAGCUCCAGCUCAGAUGGGGGCCUCUUCCGUUCUCGCCCUUCCCACUCCCUCCAGCCAGAUGAAGAUGGGCGUGUGGAGCCCUACGUGGACUUUGCAGAAUUCUACCGCCUCUGGAACAUGGACCACAGUGAGCAGGGAGCACUCACUGUGCAAUAAUGCGCCGAGACCAAUCCCUCCAAACCCCUGUCAGGUUGGGGAGAAUGGAGCCUGGCAAGGCAGGAACAGUUCACCGCCCGACAGCCCACCGUCUGCCAUUAAGGGAUGAGGUUAAUGCUGGGACUGGUCGCUCAUAGCAUUUGUUUCUCAUCAACUUGUCAGGGCAUGUUAACACGCCCCUUUUCUAAAGGUCCCUUCCACUGUGAAACCUUGUGGGCAUUAGAGAGAGUUGUGACCAACCUCCUGCACCUCCAGUAUUACAGACAGUUGCUCUGUUGCAGAGAAGAUGACAACUCAGAUGUCUGGCAGGAGAGGUUCGUGUGCAUAUAAGCUGCUGCUGGAGAUUUAGGUGUGCCUCAUGAUACUGAUGUGUUAAGUCGAUGAAAUACCUCUGUUCUGCAGAAUAAAUGGUAACUUAUAGCAAA